This is a messenger RNA of Microthlaspi erraticum, 1872 nucleotides long. Lineage: Eukaryota; Viridiplantae; Streptophyta; Magnoliopsida; Brassicales; Brassicaceae. The record is from the annotation of a GenBank genome assembly.
AUGCCGGCGUUUUAUGGAGGAAAGCUCACGACCUUCGAGGACGAUGAGAAGGAGAGCGAGUAUGGUUACGUCCGCAAGGUCUCAGGGCCUGUUGUUGUUGCCGAUGGUAUGGCCGGAGCUGCUAUGUAUGAGUUAGUGCGUGUUGGGCAUGAUAACUUGAUUGGAGAGAUCAUCCGUCUUGAAGGAGAUUCUGCUACGAUCCAAGUUUACGAGGAAACAGCUGGUUUGACGGUUAAUGAUCCCGUUCUUCGAACGCACAAGCCUCUUUCCGUGGAGCUUGGACCAGGAAUAUUGGGAAAUAUCUUCGAUGGAAUUCAGAGGCCUUUGAAGACUAUUGCGAGAAUAUCUGGUGAUGUGUACAUCCCUCGUGGUGUGUCUGUUCCAGCUCUUGACAAAGAUUGUCAGUGGGAGUUCAAGCCGAAUAAAUUCGUCGAGGGAGACACAAUCACUGGUGGUGACUUGUAUGCUACCGUCUUUGAGAACACUCUGAUGACUCACCAUGUUGGCCUUCCUCCUGAUGCCAUGGGAAAGAUCACUUACAUUGCUCCAGCUGGUCAAUAUUCCCUUAAGGAUACAGUGCUAGAACUUGAAUUCCAGGGUGUUAAGAAAUCGUACACCAUGCUUCAGAGCUGGCCUGUACGUACGCCUAGGCCAGUUGCAUCAAAACUUGCUGCCGAUACUCCUCUACUGACGGGGCAGCGUGUCCUUGAUGCCCUUUUCCCCUCGGUUCUUGGAGGAACCUGUGCCAUUCCUGGUGCUUUUGGCUGUGGAAAAACUGUUAUCAGUCAGGCACUUUCCAAGUACUCCAACUCCGAUGCUGUCGUUUACGUUGGUUGUGGAGAGCGAGGAAAUGAAAUGGCCGAGGUGCUCAUGGACUUCCCACAAUUGACAAUGACGUUGCCUGAUGGUCGUGAGGAAUCUGUCAUGAAACGUACUACACUGGUUGCCAAUACCUCUAACAUGCCUGUGGCUGCUCGUGAAGCCUCAAUUUACACAGGAAUCACUAUCGCUGAAUACUUCAGAGAUAUGGGCUACAAUGUUAGUAUGAUGGCAGACUCAACUUCCCGUUGGGCAGAAGCACUGAGAGAAAUUUCAGGACGGCUGGCUGAAAUGCCUGCCGACAGUGGAUAUCCUGCCUAUCUUGCAGCACGUCUAGCAUCUUUCUACGAACGUGCUGGUAAAGUAAAAUGUCUUGGUGGACCAGAACGUGAUGGAAGUGUCACAAUUGUUGGUGCUGUUUCACCUCCUGGUGGAGACUUUUCAGAUCCUGUUACUUCUGCAACCCUUAGUAUUGUGCAGGUCUUCUGGGGUUUGGACAAAAAGCUUGCCCAGAGAAAACAUUUUCCUUCAGUCAAUUGGUUGAUUUCCUACUCAAAGUAUUCAACGGCACUGGAAUCUUUCUAUGACAAGUUUGAUCCCGACUUUAUCAACAUCAGGACAAAGGCCAGAGAGGUGUUGCAGAGGGAAGACGAUCUUAAUGAAAUUGUCCAGCUUGUGGGAAAAGAUGCGCUAGCAGAAGGUGACAAAAUCACCUUGGAAACAGCUAAGCUAUUGAGGGAAGACUACCUAGCUCAAAAUGCCUUCACAGCAUAUGACAAAUUCUGCCCCUUCUACAAGUCUGUGUGGAUGAUGCGUAACAUUAUUCAUUUCUACAACCUAGCCAAUCAGGCCGUUGAGAGAGCAGCUGGAAUGGACGGUCAAAAGAUUACUUACACUCUCAUCAAGCAUCGUUUGGGAGAUCUUUUCUACCGUUUAGUGUCUCAGAAGUUCGAAGACCCAGCUGAAGGUGAGGAUACACUCGUGGAAAAAUUCAAGAAACUGUACGAUGAUCUCACUGCUGGAUUCCGUGCCUUGGAAGAUGAAUCUCGGUAA